AUGAUUAAAAGAGCCCUCAAAAGUGGAAAACUAAAGCCCGGCGGACCUAUCGUUGAGAUGACGAGUGGUAAUCAGGGCUGUGGUCUGGCAGUCGUGUCCGCCGUAUUGGGACAUCCGUUGACUUUGACGAUGUCUGCGGGCAAUAGUCCUCAAAGGGCUUCAAUGAUGAGAGCACUCGGAGCUAAUGUAGUACUGGCCCCACAAGUGGAGGGAAAGCCGGGAAACGUGACUCUAGCCGAUGCAUUGGAAGCUGAAAGUCUGGCAUUAAAGCUGGUGGAAGAUACCGGUGCCUAUUAUGUCAACCAAUUCAAUAACGACGACAACUCUAAGGCUCACGAGGAGACCACUGGACCCGAGAUAUGGCGCCAAACGGGCGGCAGAAUUGACGCCUUUCUGGCGACUGUGGGAACGGCCGGUACUUUCGCCGGUGUCUCGCGUUAUCUCAAGAAACAAAACAAAGACAUCGUUUGCGUUGUUGUGGAACCGGCCGGCGCUGAGGCUAUCAAAGGAGAACCGGUAACCAAACCCUUACACAUAUUGCAGGGAUCGGGAUAUGGUAUGGUUCCCCAACUUUUUAAAUUUGACACAAUGGACAGCACGAUAGGUGUGAGCGAUGAGGAGGCCGUCCACUACAAGGAGUUGUUGGGAUCUAAAGAGGGUCUCUAUUUGGGCUAUACGUCCGGUGCUAAUGUGGCCGCAGCUACCAAACUGCUACAGUCGGGAAAACUACCUAAUGAUGCCUGGGUGGUUACAGUGCUAGUUGAUACUGUUAAAUAG
Messenger RNA from Oppiella nova, 777 nucleotides. The record is from the annotation of a GenBank genome assembly. Lineage: Eukaryota; Metazoa; Arthropoda; Arachnida; Sarcoptiformes; Oppiidae.